Messenger RNA from Neltuma alba, 1431 nucleotides. Its product is annotated as splicing factor 3A subunit 2. Gene Ontology annotation, cellular component: U2-type prespliceosome; U2 snRNP; catalytic step 2 spliceosome. Gene Ontology annotation, molecular function: zinc ion binding; nucleic acid binding. The coding region runs from base 144 to 1163 and encodes 339 amino acids. NCBI's taxonomy places the organism in Eukaryota, Viridiplantae, Streptophyta, Magnoliopsida, Fabales, Fabaceae. Gene Ontology annotation, biological process: spliceosomal complex assembly. The record is from RefSeq and is a predicted model, not a curated record. The transcript has 7 exons.
UAAUGCGUUGCCUGCGUGUUGUUUGGCGGCCUGGGGUUCCCAAUUUUGCGUCAUCGUCUUCAUCCUCGUUCCUCAGUGGCCUCGGACGACAUCACGACACAGUUGUGAAGCAGCCGCAGUGAUUGGCGGGAGCAGCAGCAGUAAUGGAUCGCGAUUGGGGUUCGAAGCCGGGCAGUGGAGGCGCUGCCUCCGCCCAGAACGAAGCCAUCGACCGUCGUGAGCGUCUCCGCCGACUUGCCCUCGAGACUAUUGACCUUGCUAAAGACCCCUACUUCAUGCGCAAUCAUCUUGGCAGCUAUGAGUGCAAGCUCUGUCUCACUUUGCACAACAAUGAAGGGAAUUAUCUGGCGCACACACAGGGUAAGCGGCAUCAGACCAAUUUGGCUAAGAGAGCAGCUCGCGAGGCCAAAGAGUCGCCCGCUCAACCUCAGCCCCACAAGCGUAAAGUCUCCAUUCGUAAGACAGUGAAGAUUGGUAGACCUGGGUACCGAGUGACCAAGCAAUAUGAUCCAGAGACAAAUCAGAGAUCUCUUCUUUUCCAGAUUGAAUAUCCUGAGAUUGAAGACCUAACAAAGCCAAGGCAUCGAUUUAUGUCUUCUUAUGAGCAGAGAGUGCAACCCUUUGAUAAGAGAUAUCAGUAUCUUUUGUGCGCAGCUGAACCAUAUGAAAUCAUUGCUUUUAAGGUUCCCAGCAUAGAGAUUGAUAAGUCAACUCCAAAGUUUUUCUCACACUGGGACCCAGACACAAAGAUGUUUACGUUGCAAUUGUAUUUCAAACCGAAGCCGCCAGAGGCAAACAAACCCCAGCCUCCCUCAACAGCCAAUAGCACAGCUGCCCCUGGUGCUCCACCAAGGCCUUUGCCUCCACCGCCUCAAGCUCCACCACCACCACCUCCUCCGCCCCAAGGCUUACCACCUGGUGCACCUCCUGGAAAUCCUCCCAGAGCCCCUCCGCCUCCGAUGCCUGGAUCAUUGCCGCCGCCACCUCCUAUGUCAAAUGGCCCUAGAUCUGCACCUCCUGUUGGCAGUAGCACAACAGCAAGUUUCAGCAUGGGUGCUAGGCCUCCAUCUCUGCCACCUGGGCAAGGUUUUCCAGGACAACAAAUGCAGGGUCAGGUUGGUCAUCCACCACCACCACCACCGCCACCUAGAAUGGGGCAGUAGGUUCGUUAUGGAUACUUCAAUGCGAGAGCAAUGUCUUUUUGGACUAAUGGAACGAUGCUGCUGGGUUGGCAGAUUAUAGACUGAGGACUGUAACUAAGCCAUUUGGUCUCCCGAAACAAUAGAAGAGAAAAGAAGGAAAAGGAGCUGUUGGCCAUUUUAGAAUUACUUGCGCGCUUUUCUUUUGAUCUGCAUCUUCAUUGAUUCUUAAUACAAAGGACAAGUUACUAUUACGAUUUUAGAUUAUGAAGUCAUCUAGCAUUUUGCAUCA